AUUGGUGAUCAUUACAACGUAGGUUGGCAAGGAGAAAACAACGAAGCAUAGAUAGAGAAGACGCAUUAAGCACAACUAAGCAAGUUUGCAAGCAUCAAUAUACAGCACAAAAUAUUAGAAGAGCAUCUGGACUCAACAACCAAAAAGAUUGGGAACGUCGUCAGAUUAAGUUUUAAUUUUUAUCAAAAUGACCAAAUCAGAAAUGAAUUGGGAGGACAAUGUCGACAGCACAUAUGCUAGCGAUUUAGCAAGACGAUUUGCCAUUGAAGAUCUGGCAAUGCAAUACAGAACCUCUCUAACAAAAGCUGAGAAGAUCCUUUCAUCUGGUAUGAAAGAUGAAGAAAAAAUGGCUUGGGAGACCCCUCAAGAUCCGUCGGAAGAGAACGCUGAAAAUCAAACAUCGGGAAGAACAUGUAAUUUUUCCAAUGACAUCAAUUAUUGGCCAAAUGAAAUGGAAGAUGACAAUGAAAUUGACGUAGAAACAGUUGAAGUUGAGCUCGAGCAAACAGCACACUUGCAUUCAAGAAAGAGAUAUUUCCAAGACUGUCAUCUUGUUCCUUCUACGCAAAAAUUCCAUAACCUUAGCACAGUACCCAAUCAUUCAUCAACAUUGUUUAAAAACAGUUACGUCAACCAUUGGUAUCCUUCACACACACAUCCAUACAACGUCACAUACACACCCUCUAUAUCCUACACAUCCUCAUCUAGAAACAAUGGAUAUUCCCCCCACAACUAUUCCUUCAUCCAUGACCAAGUUAGAUCAAAUGUCCUUCGAUCGAAAGAGGAAGCGAAAAGAAACUACAGAUUCCACAAUUACGAUAAUACGAAAAAUCUUAUCGCAAACAAUGAAGAAUCUCGUCAAUACACAAGAAAUGGGAAAAGAUGGCAAAUUUUACCAAUGCCAGGAAUAUCACAAGAAAACACUAUACCGCAAGAAUUUGUAGCCUAUUGUGACACACAACAAGAAUUUGUAACCAGCAAUGAAAAAAGCCAAGCAGUCGUACCCCCAGAAGAGAGCUUGCGCAGUUUAACAUUUAAGGAAGAAAAACAACAAGCACGGAAACUCACGGAAGAAAGACCACAGAUAUUUUAUUUGGAGCAGAAACGCCGGCAAUAUGCGAGAGACGACCCCGAAGCUACACUCCACCCAGUGCUAGAUUUUUAUCAGCAACUAGUAGCUUUUAUUCUGCAAAACCUCGUCGUCAUAGCGAUGACGCUGUAACAAAUUACAAUCGUCCAAGUGUCAUUGUUAUGCGACAAUCCAGCAACAAUCUGACGUCAAC
Xenia sp. Carnegie-2017 is the source of this 1283-nucleotide messenger RNA. RefSeq lists its product as uncharacterized. Bases 188 to 1222 code for a protein of 344 amino acids. The record is from RefSeq and is a predicted model, not a curated record. The transcript is spliced from 2 exons. Lineage: Eukaryota; Metazoa; Cnidaria; Anthozoa; Malacalcyonacea; Xeniidae.